AAGAGCAUGUAUGAAAAAAAACUUAAAAUAAAAUAAAAAGAACAUACUAAAAUAAAAAUAAGAUAAAUAGAGUAUUCAAAAUGAGUAGUAAUCCUUGGCUUCAAGAAUAAGCCUAGGUUCACUUUCUUUACAUAUAAUUGUGUGAACCACAUUUAAUAACAAUAUGAAUAACACCAAAACAUAGGCCAAACACAUUCAAAUUUCAAUCUAGUGAAAUCAUCAUAAUUUAUUUUAUGAUGGCAUUUAAAUUCCCAUUUUUAUUAUCAAAUUUCAAAUUCAUAAUCAUCUUAAUUAUUGCCUUGAUGUUAUUAAUCUCAACCGUUGAUUCAUCUAUAGGAGGAUAUGAUCUUGACCAAUGGAUGGUUUCAUCAGAUUCCUCAAUGAUCAACUGCCAAGAUGAUGAGAUUAUUGGUGAAUGUUUUGAAGAUGAAUUUCAAGUUGACUCGGAGUCAUACAGGCGUAUGUUAGCUUCAAGAAGGUAUAUAAGCUAUGGUGCACUUAGGAGGAACUAUGUUCCUUGCUCUCGACGUGGCGCUUCCUAUUAUAAUUGUCGCCCUGGCGCUUCCGCCAACCCCUAUCAUCGUGGUUGUAGUCGCAUUGCCCGUUGCAGGCGCUCAUGAGGUGUGGUUUGAUGACAGUCCAUUUUAAUAUUAUCACUUAUUAAUAAUUUAAUAUAUUAUUAUUAUUAUUAUUAUUAUUAUUAUUAUUAUUAUUAUUAUUAAAUUAGAAUACUAUUUAAUCAAAAUUGUUGUGUAGUCACUAGUAAUUUGUAAGUAUGUUGUAAAUGUGUGUCACUUUUGAUUUUACUAAUGUAUUAAUAUUCGUUCCUAUAUUAUUAAUUGUACUUGUAUUUAAAUAUUACUGAGAGAAUUAAUUCUCCUUAAAUAUAAGAGAUUUUUCGGCCUUAUUUCGAUAAAA
Amaranthus tricolor (Joseph's coat) is the source of this 918-nucleotide messenger RNA. RefSeq names its product rapid alkalinization factor-like. Bases 234 to 620 code for a protein of 128 amino acids. Lineage: Eukaryota; Viridiplantae; Streptophyta; Magnoliopsida; Caryophyllales; Amaranthaceae. The transcript has a single exon. The record is from RefSeq and is a predicted model, not a curated record.